Molecule: messenger RNA, 2364 nt
Organism: Peromyscus leucopus (white-footed mouse)
Lineage: Eukaryota; Metazoa; Chordata; Mammalia; Rodentia; Cricetidae
Gene: Gpatch3
Product: G-patch domain containing 3
Exons: 7
Coding region: 368-1951 (527 amino acids)
Biological process (GO): positive regulation of DNA-templated transcription; negative regulation of type I interferon production; negative regulation of RIG-I signaling pathway
Molecular function (GO): nucleic acid binding
Source: RefSeq, a predicted model, not a curated record
CACCACGCCCGGCUUUUUCAGCGUUUACUUUAGAGUCAAUCUUGCUAGGUAGCGCUGGUUGGGUUGGUAUUAUAUCGUCCACUCCUACGUCAAACUCCCGCCAGCUCUCCUGGCUCAGCCUCCGGGGUGCUCCACACUGGGUGUCCCCCGUGCCGGGUCAGCUGUCACUGAGCCACAGCCCAGCCCAUCAGAAGAGUGUCCCGCCAUCGGUGGAUCUGAACAAAUGGUUUCGGCCCAAGAGCGGCUGACCAUAGCUGGAGGGACCGACCGGUCGGUCCCAGAGUUCGCACUCCAGAAACGGACGCCGGAGUCCUAGACGCGGUGUUCCCGCGAGAGUUGACACCAAGCAAUCAUGUGACAGUCCAAGAUGGCGAUGCCCAGGGAGGCGGACGAAGAGUCGCCCGUGUACCUGGUGGUGAGUGGUAUCCCCCCUGAGUUACGCUCGGCCCAGCUACGGAGCUACUUUAGCCAGUUCCGGGAGCAGCGCGGCGGCGGCUUCCUGUGUUUCCACUACCGACAUCGGCCGGAGAGGGGCCCUCCGCAGGCGGCGGCGGCGGCGGCUCCCGACGCGGCCCGAGCUGCCCCCGACCCUGCUGCUGAGCAUCCGCUUCUCGCCCAGAACACAGACCCCGAAGCCCGCGCUGUCCCCUCCCGGGACUCGGCUCCCGUGCCGACCCGCACCUGCUGCUGCAUCGUCUCGGUGCGGGGAGUGGCCCAAGCUCAGCGGCUGCUUCGCAUGUACUCGGGCCGCCGGUGGCUGGACUCUCAGGGGACCUGGCUCCCCGGUCGUUGUCUCAUCCGCAGGCUUAGGCUGCCCACUGAGGCUUCAGAUCUAGGGCCCUUUCCCUUUAAGACCCGGAAGGAACUCCAGAGUCGCAAGGCAGACAAUGAAGCUUUUACCCUGGCUGACCUGAGGCAGCUACCCGAGCUGAAUCCACCGGUGCUGAUGCCCAAUGGGAACGUGGGCACGCCCCUGCGGGUCUUUUUGGACUUGAUCCGGGCCUGCCGGCUUCCACCUCGAAUCAUCACCCAGCUGCAGCUCCAAUUUCCCAAGACAGGCUCCUCCCGGCGCUAUGGCAAUGUGCCCUUCGAGUACGAGGACUCCGAGACCGUGGAGCAGGAAGAACAGGUGUACACCGCCGAGGGGGAGGAAAUCCCCCAGGGAACCUACUUGGAAGAGCCACCAGCCAGCCUCUUGGAUGAGCCUGAGGAUGAAGAGCAGCGAGAGGAAGAGUCUCACUCCGACGAUGAUGAUGACCAGUGUGAGGAGUGGGAGCGUCAUGAAGCCCUGCAUGAGGACGUGACCAGGCAGGAGCGGACCACCGAGCGGCUCUUCGAGGAGGAGAUUGAGCUCAAGUGGGAGAAGGGCGGCUCUGGCCUGGUGUUCUACACCGACGCUCAGUUCUGGCAGGAGGAGGAAGGAGAUUUUGAUGAGCAGACGGCCGAUGACUGGGACGUGGACAUGAGUGUCUACUACGACAAAGAUGGUGGAGACAAAGAUGCCCGUGACUCUAUCCAAAUGCGCUUGGAACAGAGACUCCGUGAUGGCCAGGAAGAUGGAUCUGUGAUAGGACGCCAUGUGGGCACCUUUGAGCGCCACACCAAGGGCAUUGGCCGGAAGGUGAUGGAGCGCCAGGGCUGGGCUGAAGGCCAGGGCCUGGGUAGUAGGUGCUCCGGGGUGCCUGAGGCCCUGGAUGGUGAUGGCCAGCACCCCAGAUGCAAACGUGGAUUGGGGUACCAUGGAGAGAAACUACAGCCAUUUGGGCAACUGAAGAGGCCCCGAGGAACUGGCUUGGGACUCAUUUCCACAAUCUAUGAUGAGCCUCUUCCCCAAGACAGGACGGAGUCCUUGCUCCGACGCCAGCCACCCACCAGCAUGAAGUUUCGGACAGAUGUGACUUUUGUGAGGGGUUCCAGCUGUGCCUUGGACAGGUCCUCGGAGCCUGAGUGAAACUGCGUCCUUGGUCAGGGUCACUCAGCUCCAGGAAAACAGCCUGGGUCUUGCCUUGUGGAUCCACCUCUGAAGCAGCCAAGAGCCUAGGAGAUGGCACAGUAGACUCACGUACUCAGAGCUGAUGAGCAUGCCUGCCGCUUCUCUACCUCAAAGAUGAUUUCACAAAAAUCCCUCCUUCUGGGGGGGGGGGCGGGUCUCCGAACCCUAGGCCUUGUUUGGGCUCACCUCCGAGAUCUGGACUGCCUGUGGCACAUCCAAGUCGGUUUUGGGGGGUCUGAAGGAGGGCGUCACGAGACCAGAACAAGAAAAGGGACCAGAGAAGAACGGAUCCGGAGGGUCGGGCGGUCCCUCCACCUCCACCCUUAGGCUGGGGGCGGGUCUGCGCGAGAAUAAACGAGUUUAGGACUGGA